Molecule: messenger RNA, 1056 nt
Organism: Scheffersomyces coipomensis
Lineage: Eukaryota; Fungi; Ascomycota; Pichiomycetes; Serinales; Debaryomycetaceae
Exons: 1
Coding region: 1-1056 (351 amino acids)
Source: RefSeq, a predicted model, not a curated record
AUGAUUAAUGAUAUAAAAACAUCCACCUAUUUAAAAUCAGCAUCAUCCACUCCUUUUUCAAACUCAUCAAAUUCUUCAUUCCCGUCAAGUACAACCAGUAAUAAUAAUAAUAAUAAUAUUAAUAAUAGUAACACCACUAUACUUAAGAAGAAAUCAUUACGAAGUUUAAAAUCAUCAUCCCCUUUAAAUCCAUCAAGUCAUACUACUCCAGGUCCAACCUCAUCAUCAAACAAUAACAGUAGUGGAUCCAAAGUGUCGUUUUUUAAGAAAAUUUCAAGUGAAUGGAAUUUCUUAUUAUUAAGAUUAAGAUCAAUAUCAGAAGAAGUUUUCACCAGUGACGAAUUAAUCGACGAUUUAUUUACUGAAGUUGAUGAAGAAGAUCAUUUCGAUCGUCUUAUGAGAAGUUCAAAAGGAUAUACCUCAAUGGAAGAGACUUUCUUACAAGAAUUUAAAAAAUUUAAAAGUUUGGAUAAAAUGGUAGAAUAUCAUCAACAACAACAACAAGGUCAAAAUCAAUCAUCACCUUCAAAUGAUGUGAAAUCAUCAACUACUCUUAUAAGUGAUAGUCAAACGAAAUUGAAUUAUACAUUACAAGAUUUCAUACGACAAAGUUUUACUCCUGAUCAAGAAGAAGCAGAUCAAGAUUUAAGUGAUAAUGAUGAAGAUAUUCUUGAUGACAUGGAUUAUAACGAUAUAACUUAUCAAGAUCUUGACUUGUAUAAAUUGAAACAAGAGUUGGAAAUUCAAAAAAAAUCAUUAAUAAACAAUAACCCCUCCGUCAAUAUCGGAGUCACAUUAUGGGAAUUUAGAAGACUGAAAUGGUUACAUAAUGCCAAUACACCUGCUAUACAGGAGAAAUUAAAAUCAAGAUUAACCCAAACCUCAAUCCUGAAUAUCCCUAGGGAUUCAUACGUUAAGAUUUAUAAUUAUCUUAUUGAUAAAAAUCGAGUAUUGAAGAAUAAUAAGAGAAUUAAUUUAUCUGAUUUAAUUAAAAUCAUUAAUAUUGGUUGGAUAGCUGAAGAAAAAUGGGAAAGAGCCGCUAAGGGAUUACCUUAA